This is a messenger RNA of Cavia porcellus (domestic guinea pig), 960 nucleotides long. RefSeq names its product sperm motility kinase X-like. The record is from RefSeq and is a predicted model, not a curated record. Gene Ontology annotation, cellular component: cytoplasm. Gene Ontology annotation, molecular function: ATP binding; tau-protein kinase activity; protein serine/threonine kinase activity. Lineage: Eukaryota; Metazoa; Chordata; Mammalia; Rodentia; Caviidae. Gene Ontology annotation, biological process: protein phosphorylation; microtubule cytoskeleton organization; intracellular signal transduction.
AUGACAGUGCCCAUCAAAAUACUGCCAAGGAGAGACCGCAGCGUGUCGGAGGUCGACAUUAUGAAAUCAUUGCAGCAUCCAAAUAUCAUCGAGUUACUACAGGUUAUUGAAACAAAGGAAAAUGUGUACAUGGUGAUGGAAUAUGCAGGUGGAGAAGAGCUGACAAGUCACAUCUGUGAGACCAAUGACCUACAGGAGGAGGAGGCCAGAAUAUUUUGGCAGAUCAUCUGUGCCAUACAAUACUUCCAUGAGCAAGGCAUCGUUCACAGGGACCUCAAAUUGGAUAGCGUCUUGUUAGACGAAGAUGGCACAGUUAAAAUCUGUGACUUUGGAUUAGGGACCAAGAUCACUCCUGAUCAGAAACUGAAAGAGAUCUGCAAUCUGCAAAAUCUCAUUAGCAUGCUUCUCACCACUGACUCACAAUGGCCAACACUAGAGGAAAUCCUGUGGCACGCAUGGCUCUGCCAGAGUGAACCACCUUCUUGUCCUCCUCCUGAUCUGCUUCCAGAAUAUCCCAAACCUGAGAUCCUAAAGUUGAUGUCAGCCUUAGGACAUAACCCUGAAGAAAUCAAAGAAUCCCUCCGGUUAAAAAAAUAUGAUCACCGGAUGGCCACUUAUCUUAUUAUGGAGCACCAAGCAAGCCAGGGAACAAACAUUUGCAUCAGAGUGAAGCCAGAAGAUAAGGGUGUUACACCAUCUCCACACCCUACAGAUCCCACCACCUCAGCUCUCCUCCAAAACAGUGGUGAACCUGUCUCCAACAGUGACUCCUUUCUCUCAGGGAAUCGCUUUGACAGGAAACAUGAGCUCUGCAAGACCACCCAAUCCAGCACAACCCACCAGCUUUGCCCUAAGUCAACCCCCUGCAGCUCCUGUAAGAAAAAGAUGUGCUGGGAGAGGAUGAACAGGGGGAUUGCAGCAUUCAUGCAGAAGCUGAACAAUUGCUGCCUGCCAGCCUAG